Syzygium oleosum is the source of this 2458-nucleotide messenger RNA. RefSeq names its product wall-associated receptor kinase 3-like. The coding region runs from base 133 to 2346 and encodes 737 amino acids. The transcript has 3 exons. Gene Ontology annotation, biological process: cell surface receptor signaling pathway; protein phosphorylation. Lineage: Eukaryota; Viridiplantae; Streptophyta; Magnoliopsida; Myrtales; Myrtaceae. The record is from RefSeq and is a predicted model, not a curated record. Gene Ontology annotation, molecular function: calcium ion binding; protein serine/threonine kinase activity; polysaccharide binding. Gene Ontology annotation, cellular component: plasma membrane.
UAAUUGAUGACUCGGUCAUCCAAUGUGCUCCCUGGCUUGGCUGCCGCUGAGGCAUCGGCAUCAGCGAAAGUAGGAUUAUAAAAACCGGUGAGAGGAGAGCCCAGAGGAAGCACAGAUUGGAGAAACACAAAGAUGAAAGCGGCUGUCUUGUGUUUUCUUCCAAUGGCCUUGGCCUUGGCCUUGGCCACUUUUACCGAGAAGGACAACUGCGUCCGAAGGUGCGGCAGCAUGAACGUGCCUUUCCCAUUCGGGCUCGACGAAAGUUGCGCGCGGAACUCCAAACUUGUCCUCGACUGCACAACGGGGAACUUGCACAACGGCAACAUCGCGUUGUCCGACAUAUCCCUGGAGAAUGGGACAGUGACCAUUAGCCUCCACAGAGCUUUAGACUGCUAUAACGAGAGUGAGGUUCGGCUUGACGACUCUGACCCUCGUCGAGGGAUCAGCCUGGGCGACGACGGGCACUAUACAUUUUCAGACGACCGGAACAAGCUCACUGUCUUCGGUUGCAACACCUUGGCUCUUAUCUCAGACACCCACGCGACUUUCGAGAGUGGAUGCUUCUCCUAUUGCCCCGAGGACGUCAAUUUCACGAACGAGAGCGCUUGUUCUGGGGUCGGGUGCUGUCAGACGUCGAUCCCCAAGAGCCUCAGGAGCCUCAAAAUAUCCAUGUCCCGAGUGACGAAAUACGCCUCUAUUCAGGACUUCCGCUCUUGCGGAUCAGCAUUCAUAGUGGACCAGGAGUCGUUUAAUGUCUCCAAUUACAAGCUUCCUGUCCCGGCCGAUAUGCACAAAGACUUUUUAUCAAGGGUUGUCGUGGAUUGGGUAGUUGAACGGAAUUUGACCUGCGAGGAAGCGCAAUCCAACCGAUCGAGCUAUGCCUGCGGCGCCAAUAGUCACUGCUCUUACUUCCCGCGCGGGCAGGGUUAUCGUUGCUUCUGUGAGGCUGGGUACGAAGGGAAUCCCUAUGCCUUCCCAGUGUACCCACAGUUCCGAGGAUGUCAAGACAUCGAUGAGUGCAAGGAUCCACGACAGCAUCCAUGUCACGGGAAUUGCAAAAAUACGCCUGGGAACUACACGUGUGACUGCCCAUUUGGCAUGACUGGUGACGGCAAAAUUGGUUGCCAAACUUCUCGUCUUGUUAUAAUUACUUCAGUCAUUGUAGCGGUAACAUCAUGCAUACUUGUUAGUGGCCUAGUCUUGUUUAUAUGCAAGAGGAAAGCCAAAGAGAGAUACUUUAGGCAAAAUGGAGGAGAGAUCUUGAAGCACCAGAGAGUGAAAAUCUUCACCGAGGCAGAGUUGGCUAAAGCCACCAACAACUACGAUGCCAGCAACAAGCUCGGUGAGGGUGGUUUUGCUUCAGUUUACAGAGGAAAAAUCGACGGCGAUGUUUUAGUCGCGGUCAAGAAGCCUAGAGAUGUCCCUGUCAAGAAGCCGAAAGACAUGAACAAGGAUGGCUUUCUGAGCACUCACGAUGAAUUCCUGCACGAAAUCGGCAUUAUUUCACAAGUGAAUCACAAGAACUUGGUCAAGCUUCUGGGCAUAUGUUUGGAGACAAAAGUGCCAUUGUUGGUCUAUGAAUUUAUUCCCAAUGGGACUCUCUAUCACCAUAUUCAUGACAAGAGAUCAACGUUUUUGCGAUCGUGGAAGAAUCGUCUCAGGAUUGCCUCGGAAGCCGCCUUGGCCCUCGAGUACUUGCAUUCCUUGGCAGAUCCGCCAGUCAUUCACAGCGAUGUCAAGUCUUUGAAUAUACUUUUGGAUAAGAAGUACUCCGUAAAAGUAUCCGAUUUUGGAGCCUCAGUUUUGAUUUCACCUGGAAAGACUCAUAUAGCUGAAAGAAUACAAGGCACAAUAGGUUAUCUUGACCCCGAGUAUCUCAGCACUGGUGAAUUAACCACAAAGAGCGAUGUUUAUAGCUUCGGGGUCGUCCUUGUGGAGCUCCUCACCGGAGAGACGCCAACUCAGCGAGCAAAAUCUGGGGAAAAAAUCAACAUCAUCCGAUCUUUUAUCUCUGCUGUGGAGAACCGGACACUCCUCCAUAUGAUAAAUUUUGAGGCAUCCAAUGAAGGUGAAGUGCGGGAGAUUGAGGUGAUUGGUUUGCUCAUUAGAAGGUGCUUGAACUAUAAUGGUGUGAAUAGGCCAACAAUGAGGGAAGUUGCCGAGCAACUGGCUAGGAUCAACAAGAACUUGUGGGGCGAUCAACGGAAUGACGAAGAGACUCAAAGUUUACUCGACGAGACGAGAUGUGAUUCUCUCUGGACUUCAAUUAGUGAAAUGAACAAACCGGAGUCAACCGAUCUUUUAGUAUUUGACAUCGAAGCAGCCACUACUAGUUCCAGCAUUUGAUUCAUGGUUUCUAGUGCGGGGCUAUGUACAAGAAACAAGUCCAAUGUUCGUAUGUUUGUCCUUGAUCUUUUGAUUAAGGUUCUGUUUUUUCCUACAGCUGAUUAAUUUUCGA